This is a messenger RNA of Ilyonectria robusta, 1518 nucleotides long. RefSeq lists its product as uncharacterized. The coding region runs from base 1 to 1518 and encodes 505 amino acids. Gene Ontology annotation, molecular function: oxidoreductase activity; FAD binding. Lineage: Eukaryota; Fungi; Ascomycota; Sordariomycetes; Hypocreales; Nectriaceae. The transcript has a single exon. The record is from RefSeq and is a predicted model, not a curated record.
AUGGAUUCCCUACUCUCUUUCAAGCGCCUUGCCGUUGCUUCACUCGUUUGUCUUGCACCCUCCUUUUCUGCUGCCCAGAAUGGGGCUACGGAUUCAGCGCUCCAGUCUUGCUUGACCAAUGCUGGUGUGCGCAACAUCAUCAACUCUGACAGCACCUGGGCCACCGAAGUGGUUCAGUUCCAGAAGCGAAUCACGCCCAACCCGGCCUGCAUUGCCUUCCCAGAGACCAAUGACGAGAUUGCCCUCUCUCUCGAUUGCGCUCGCAAUGCUUCCGUCAAAGCCUCCGCUCUUGGAGCUGCUCAUUCCUUCCAGGGCUAUGGCUUUGGCGACAGCGGAAACUUAGUCAUCAGCAUGGCAGCCUUUGACUCUGUCAGCUAUGACAAGUCCACCAAGCUGAUGAAGUUUGGAGGCGGCACUCAUGUUGGCCCUGUGCUGAAGUAUCUUUGGGACACGGCGGGACGUCACAUUCCCCACGUCCGUGGCGCUCACGUCGGUGUCCCAGGCUCCAGCAUUGGAGGCGGCUUCGGAAGCACAUCCCGUCAUUAUGGCACACCCAUGGACAACCUUGUGUCCGUGGAGUACAUGCUCUACAAUGGCACCAUUGUCAACGCCAAGAAGGGAUCUGACCUCUUUUGGGCUGCUCAAGGCGCCGGCGCUUCAUACGGCAUCAUUUUGUCCAUGACUACCAAGACUCACAAGCCAAAGUAUGAGAAGGCCGUCAACUUUACACUCUCCAUCGGCAACGUCGACGUAGACGCUGGUGCCAAGGCUCUUAUUGCUAUCCAGGACUUUGCCACCAGCUCUAGUUGCCCGGAUGAGCUUGCUCUUCGCUGGAGCCUCAGCGCACCCCCCUACAGCGGCACUGGCUACUUCUACGGAAACCCCAAGAAGUUUGACAAGGUCAUCGAGCCCCUGUUCAAGAACCUGAAGGCCAUCAGCAACGACACUGUCAUCCAGAAGAGCGAGCUGGGUUUCUGGGAUAUGGAAGUCGCCGUGGCCGGUGCCGGUAUGAACGCAGCCAACGGUGGCGCUCUUGGAGGCCGUGCCUUUUAUACCCAGGCUCUAACGACGACCACCGAUCACCCCCUGACGUUUGAACAAGUCCGCACUCUCUACACCAGCACGACUCUGGCCUUUAACCGCACUGACCUACGAAAGUCGGGAUUCUUUGACCUCUGGGGUGGUGUCUCCCGGGACAUUUCCGACUCCGACACCAGUUACGCUCACGGCAAGAACCUCUGGCUCAUCCGCUGGGAGGCCAACUCAGUUGAUCCCACUAACUAUCCCGCUGACGGGCCCUCGUACAUGAAGGGUCUGAUUAAGCCGUUCGAGCAGGCUCUGACGGAUUCUGGUGCUUCUCUUCGGGGCUUUGUCAACUACGCCGAUACGGAGCUUACCGAGGAGGAGUGGAGCUCACGUCUCUAUGGAGCAAACUACGACCGCCUCAAGAAGAUCAAGGCCAAGUUUGACCCCGAAGGAUUGUUCAUCAACCAUGCCCAAUCAAUUCCUCUUCCUUAA